This is a messenger RNA of Hippoglossus stenolepis (Pacific halibut), 4416 nucleotides long. Its product is annotated as inhibin beta B chain. Lineage: Eukaryota; Metazoa; Chordata; Actinopteri; Pleuronectiformes; Pleuronectidae. The coding region runs from base 599 to 1768 and encodes 389 amino acids. The transcript has 2 exons. The record is from RefSeq and is a predicted model, not a curated record. Gene Ontology annotation, molecular function: cytokine activity; growth factor activity. Gene Ontology annotation, cellular component: extracellular region. Gene Ontology annotation, biological process: SMAD protein signal transduction; BMP signaling pathway.
CAGAGUCUCCGUCAGGAUGGAAGCUCUGCUCCGUGCGCUCUCUGGCACCGGCUCACCUCCUCCUCCUCAUCUUCCUCACUGCGCACCGGCACCCCGGCAGAGCGGGAGUCCCACUCAGCUCCGGUUGGACUGAAUCCCAGAGGAUGAAGAUGAUGGUGAUGAUGAUGAUGAGCUCCUCGUGUCUGUGGAUCAGAAAGUGAUGGAUUGAAGUUGGAACAUGUUCCAGGUGGAUUCUAGUCUCGGUUUGUGGAGAACGUUGCUGUCUGGAGACUUUGAGCUGGUUCGUGUUUGAGCUGCUGCGUCGUGCGUGAGGCUGCUGCUGCUCCCGCGUCCAGAGGAGUGAGAGGAGGAAGAGGAGUGAGAGGAGGAAGAGGAGUGAGGCUGACAAGGACCAGAGACACUGGUGGAACGAUGUGAGAGAAGGUUCCGUGCUCCCACUUCUUCCCUGGAUGAAACUAGGUGCCGUCAUCCCAGUGCGUGAGAGCCGAGCGCAGCGCCGUGACGCGCGGACACAUCUCCUACCUGCUCCCAGCUGAUCGCAGGAUUCUAAGUGCAACUCGAGAGGGAAACGCAGAUUCUUCUCCUCCUCGAACAGAAAAUGAGUAGCUGUCUCUUCAGACUACUCCUCGUGGCUUGCGUCCUCCCCCCCCGCUGCACCGCUGCGCCCGGCACCGAGGCGGAGGCGCACGCGGCGUCCCGGGAUACCUGCGCGUCCUGCGGCAUCGCUCAGCCCGAGGACCCGGAGUCGGGCCGGGUGAACGUGGACUUCCUGGAGGCGGUGAAGAGGCACAUCCUGAGCCGGCUGCAGAUGCGGGACAGGCCCAACAUCACGCACCCGCUGCCCAAGGCGGCCAUGGUGACGGCGCUGCGGAAGCUGCACGCCGGGAAGCUGCGGGAGGACGGGAGGGUGGAGAUCCCCAACCUGGACGGACACCCCAUGAGCAACGAGGUGCUGGAGGAGAACUCCGAGAUCAUCAGCUUCGCAGAGAAAGACGACCUGGUGAUGUCCAAGUCCAGCCUGUUCUUCCUGAUCUCCAGCGAGGGGAACCAGAACCUGUUUGUGACGCAGGCCACCCUCUGGCUCUACUUCAAGCUGCUGCCGGCUCCGGGGGAGGUGCGUGCGCGGCGGAAGGUGACGGUGAAGGUGUACUACCAGGAGCCGGGCCUCAGCAGCAAGUGGAACCUGGUGGAGAAGCGGGUGGAGCUGAAGCGCAGCGGCUGGCACACCUUCGUGCUGACCGACGCCGUGCGGCUGGUGUUCGAGAAGGGCGACCGCCGGCAGAACCUGGACGUGCGCUGCGAGGGCUGCGAGGCGGAGGGCGUUAACCCCGCCCUGAUCAACCACAACGACGAGUCCCACCGGCCCUUCCUGGUGGUGCAGGCGCGGCAAGCCAACAACAAACACCGGAUCCGCAAGAGGGGGCUGGAGUGCGACGGCAGCAGCAACCUGUGCUGCCGCCAGCAGUUCUACAUCGACUUCCGGCUCAUUGGCUGGAACGACUGGAUCAUUGCGCCGUCAGGCUACUUUGGGAACUACUGCGAGGGGAACUGUCCCGCCUACAUGGCCGGCGUCCCCAACUCUGCGUCGUCCUUUCACACGGCGGUGGUGAACCAGUACCGCAUGAGGGGGAUGAGCCCGGGCUCCAUGAACUCCUGCUGCAUUCCCACCAAGCUCAGCACGAUGUCCAUGCUCUACUUCGACGACGAGUACAACAUCGUGAAGCGGGACGUUCCCAACAUGAUCGUGGAGGAGUGCGGCUGCGCCUGAGCGCCGCUAACUCCCGUUUAUUUAAGGUGGAACUGAAGAACUCGACUGUAAACGAUUCACGAUAUGACAACAGAAGAUGAAUAUAGAAACAGAAUAUUUAUGGACGACGGAAAAAACAUGAGCACACACAACCUCAUCCACACAUAUCCACACACCCUCAUGUAUGCCUGCACAAAAACAACUUGUAUAUAUAUUUAUGUUUGUUGAUAUAUUUUUGUUAUAUUCUCUGGUGGAAACGAUUCCGUCUCCUUCAAAGGGACGCGAGCAGUUUCCAAAUCGCUAAAAAUCCACUUUGGACAAACAAUCAGCGUCUGAAGUUCUUCGUUAAAUCUUCGAUAGCGAGGAUCUGCUUUGUUUCACGACCUUCUCGCCUUUACCAAGCUGUCAGCCUCCAUGUUAGAGUAGCAGCCGCCAGUCAACGUAAAGGUGUCGGGAGCCUUACGCCAGUGAGCGAACACUCGGGACGAGCACUGACGACGUCUUCACCAACGUACAGCACUUCUGUUUUCUGAUUCACAAACUGUUCCACCAUUAAAUGGCUUCAAGCACAACGUUCAGACGAGACUGUUCAACGAGGUCUCUGUCGAAAAUCAAUCCUCCAAACGUACGACUACAGGCAGACGUGAACGUACGAUGUAUGAGAACGUUUAUUCUCUCAGCCACGUAGUGUCAAUAAAGAUGGACGACGCGUCUUCACUUCCUCCUAACAUUCAGAAGUGAAGCCGAAAUGUCUUGAAUACGACGGCGGCCAUCUUGCCCCAAUGACGUUAGAGUCAGAGCAGUAGUAUCGAGGUCCCGCCCCUACAUUUUUAUAUCAUCAAUUAACGAAACCAUGUUUGACGAACAUUAAUUUAACGUCUACUUUGAUUUGGUCCGUGUCCCAUCUGCUAACAUGGAGGUUUAUGAGCUACACUGCAGCCAGCCACCAGGGGGCGAUACAGAUGAUUCGGCUUCACUUCUGGGAGCUGUCAUGUCGUCCAUCUUUCUUUACAAACCUAAAUGUGACACCACCCGUCCACUCUGAACAAACGCUCCUCUGACGGUGGAAUGACUUCACAUGGUCUGGAUGUCUAAAGCCCCCGAGGGCCGGGGGUUCGAUUCCCUCCAGUCGCCCCCCCCCCACAUCUGUCAUUUCAGUCAGUGAAAGUGAAAAGUUGCCAUAUUGCUGGGUUUAGUGACGGUGCAGCUUGGCACUUCCCCGACGCACUCUUCGAUAGCACUUAGCAGAUUGAGAUGCCUUUAACGAGCCCUACGUGGCGCCGCCGCCCACGGCCCUUCACAACAAGAAACAAGUGCCGCAUGAGCUAUGCAAUGUAUAGGAUGAACACGGACGAGCUGCAGUGACAAACUAUCACCAAUACUUGAAACGUACGAGUGGCGAGCAGGUUUGAACCCGGAGGAGGAGGAGGAGGAAGAGGAGGAGGAGGAGGAGAUGAUAAAUGAUGAAACAAACAAGUACGUCAGGAUGUAACGACUCAAUUCUGAUUCAAUUUAAAAAAUGUUAAAACAGAAAAAUACUUCUUCUCAUACAUAGUUUUACUAACAUUAAAUAUAAAAUCCUUCGAUAUUUAACCAAGAAAAAACUGAUUGACCGAAACUUCAUUAAAUCAAAAAUCUAUUGGCUGUUAAAAAUAUUUAAAAUGAUAUAAACCUUUAUGAAAAGAGGUGAAACGUGGACAUUGUUUUGUUCAUCGUAGAAAACAAGAAUAAAUCCGUUUCCCACAUUCUGAUGAGAAUUAAAGGAGUCCAUUAAAAUGAUUGAUUUUUAAAUUGUUAAAAACUGCAGUAAAUUAGAUUUAUUCUCUUCUUCUGUCAGAGUUUUAGUGUCGUGGUGAAAUGAAAAGUCUGACGAGUAGAAAGAGGCUAAGAGCCGUCAGUGUGAUGGUUGGUCCCCGUGGACUUCCUGUCAGAGGCGUUUGGCACCGUAACACACUUAGAGACAUACUGAGACACUAAGACACACUUAGAGACACACUGAGACACUUAGAGACACUAAGAGACACACGAGACAUACUGAGACACUUAGAGACACUAAGAGACACACUGAGACACAGUGAGACACACUGAGACACUUAGAGACACACUGAGACACACUCUCCAGCCUCAGUCACUCCAGCCUCUCCAGGUGAAACUCCUCCUCCAGCGUCCUGCUCUCGCUCGCCACUCCGAUCUGUCGCUGGUUCUUCAGAGCGAACGGUUGUUAGAAUAUUUGCACUGAGGACGUGUGUGACUAGUAAGAAUAAAAAUAAAUAGAAACUGCCAUUGAAUAAUGAUAAAAAAAAAAAAAGUAUUUUUAUAGAAGCAAAAAUUGAGCUCUGUUCAAAUGUAUUAUACGGAAUCAUGAACCAAAGAGGCCACGAGGUUUAGCUGUUGUUGUAAAUGACUUUGUUCAGAGGCCUAAACACUGUAUCAGGGUAUAAUCUCAAUCCAUAAUCUGCUUCUUUUCUAUUUUCUACCUUCACAUGGAAUAUUUCAUAUUUUUUCAUCAAAUGACCUUCUUCUUCUUCUUGUUAGCGCUUGUUCCAGAACGUUGAGGGUGAAGCUCGCGCCAUCUGAUCCCUGUACAGUCGAUGUAACAUACGAAUACGCUUUUGAAAUAUUCUGUUCUUUGUUAUUGUUGGAAAAUAAAUUUCUUAUUACCAAACGUA